AGAGGAGGGCUUGGAAAAAGUGAUUCCUUUGUGACCGCUCCAGCCAGAUUGGGGGGAUGCUCAUUUGCAUCUCAUUAGCCAUGCGGCCGGCGAGAUAUAAGGCGGGCAGGCGCCCGACCGCAGCCAGAUAGAUCUGUGGAGCGCGACAGAGCAAGCAGGCCUGACAGCCAGCCCGAGCAAAAGACACCCCGUGCCUAGGAAAGGAGGAAGGGAGCAAGGAGGAGAGAGGGAUCUCUGGAGAGCGUACAAACACUCCGGCCUCACCAGUCCUGUACUUGAAAACAACAACAAUAAUAAACUUUCCCCCUUCCUUUUGGGGCUUGGAUUCCUUCAAGGGAAGAAAAAACACACACCUACUGUUGACUGCAGGGGAAGUGGCGACCAGAAAACCCGGGGGGGCUUUGAAGACGAGCCCCAGCACCGCGACACAGCACCGCAAUACACGCCCGUCGACCGCCACCCCCGUUCGCCUGAAGCCGCCGGGAAUUAUCUCCUCCUGUCCCCCGAGGGAUUUCCAGAUCGUUGAUUCUUUUAAUCUGCUUGGGAAGCUUUUUCUCCGCCUCUGGGAAUUAACUGGCUUUUCUCUCCUUUUCCUCUCCCGGCUGGAGAAGAGUGAAGCGCCAGGCGGCCGCCAGGACAGUGGGGAGACGGGCGAGCAGAGGGCAAAAGUUGCUCCUGGAGACUCUUGAGAGAGAGAGAGAGAGAGAGAGAGAGAGAGAAAUUGCCUCCCCGAGAGCUGUCAGUUAUCCAAAGGGCGUAUCUACCGCUGCAUCGACAGAAGAAGAAACAGCACGGGUGAGAGAGGCUCGCAGAGAACAACCCUUCAUUUGCAAGACCCCUCCGACCACGCUGGGAGACGAGGCUUCUCCUGCUGCCCGGGCUCCUCGACAGACCCGACCCGACGCCUGGGGCUUCCCCUCUCCCGCCUCCCUCCCUCCGGUUUUCUCAGUCGACAAGAAGAGAAGGGACGAGAAGGGAAGCAGCCCGACUCUCUCCACCCCCGACACCCCCCUCAAGAUGGGCGGCCGGUCCGCGUGGGCUCUCCUGGUCUCCUGCGUGCUCCUCUUGCCCAGCCAGGUUUGGAGCUCAGGCGUGUUCGAGCUGAAGCUGCAGGAGUUUGUCAACAAGAAGGGGCUUCUGGGCAACCGCAACUGCUGCCGGGGGGGCGUCGGCGGGGCCCAGUCAAGCAGCGGCUCGGCGUCGGGGCUGCAGCAGUGCGACUGCAAAACCUUCUUCCGCGUGUGCCUCAAGCACUACCAGACCAGCGUUUCUCCGGAGCCGCCCUGCACCUACGGCAGCGCCAUCACCCCGGUCUUGGGAGCCAACUCCUUCAGCGUGCCUGACCACGCCGCCAGCGGCGACCCCUCCUUUAGCAACCCCAUCCGCUUCCCCUUUGGCUUCACCUGGCCGGGCACUUUCUCCCUCAUCAUUGAAGCACUGCACACGGACUCUCCUGAUGACCUCAACACAGAGAAUCCAGAGCGCCUCAUUAGCCGCCUCGCCACCCAGAGACAUUUGACUGUUGGUGAAGAAUGGUCCCAGGACCUGCACAGCAGUGGCCGCACUGACCUCAAGUAUUCCUACCGUUUUGUGUGUGAUGAGCACUACUAUGGUGAAGGUUGCUCUGUCUUCUGUCGCCCCAGAGAUGAUGCCUUUGGUCACUUCACCUGUGGAGAGCGUGGGGAGAAAGUCUGCAACCCGGGCUGGAAGGGGCAGUACUGCACUGACCCAAUUUGCUUGCCCGGAUGUGACGAGCAUCAUGGAUAUUGUGACAAGCCAGGGGAAUGCAAGUGCAGAGUUGGCUGGCAAGGGCGUUACUGUGAUGAAUGCAUCCGGUACCCAGGUUGCCUUCAUGGCACCUGUCAACAACCUUGGCAGUGCAACUGUCAGGAGGGCUGGGGUGGCCUUUUUUGUAAUCAGGAUCUCAACUACUGUACUCACCACAAGCCUUGCAAGAAUGGUGCCACUUGCACCAACACCGGUCAAGGAAGCUACACGUGUUCCUGCCGCCCUGGCUACACUGGCUCCAACUGUGAGAUUGAAAUCAAUGAAUGUGAUGCAAACCCCUGCAAGAAUGGAGGAAGCUGCACUGAUCUAGAAAACAGCUAUUCCUGCACUUGUCCACCUGGGUUCUAUGGGAAGAAUUGUGAGCUGGGAGCAAUGACCUGCGCAGAUGGCCCCUGCUUCAAUGGAGGCCGAUGCACAGACAACCCAGAAGGUGGCUACAGCUGCCACUGCCCAGUGGGUUACUCUGGAUUUAACUGCGAAAAGAAAAUUGACUAUUGCAGUUCUAGUCCCUGUGCUAAUGGAGCCCAGUGUGUUGAUCUUGGGAACUCUUACAUAUGUCAAUGUCAAGCUGGAUUUACUGGAAGGCACUGUGAUAGGCGAUAAUGUGGA
Messenger RNA from Sphaerodactylus townsendi, 2397 nucleotides. It is a transcript of the gene DLL1, whose product is annotated as delta like canonical Notch ligand 1. Gene Ontology annotation, cellular component: protein-containing complex; plasma membrane. The record is from RefSeq and is a predicted model, not a curated record. NCBI's taxonomy places the organism in Eukaryota, Metazoa, Chordata, Lepidosauria, Squamata, Sphaerodactylidae. Gene Ontology annotation, biological process: heterophilic cell-cell adhesion; multicellular organism development; Notch signaling pathway. The transcript is spliced from 9 exons. Gene Ontology annotation, molecular function: calcium ion binding. Bases 1018 to 2391 code for a protein of 457 amino acids.